Messenger RNA from Amphibalanus amphitrite, 2115 nucleotides. RefSeq names its product farnesoate epoxidase-like. Gene Ontology annotation, cellular component: intracellular membrane-bounded organelle; cytoplasm. The transcript has 2 exons. Gene Ontology annotation, biological process: xenobiotic metabolic process. The record is from RefSeq and is a predicted model, not a curated record. Gene Ontology annotation, molecular function: oxidoreductase activity, acting on paired donors, with incorporation or reduction of molecular oxygen, reduced flavin or flavoprotein as one donor, and incorporation of one atom of oxygen; iron ion binding; heme binding. Bases 226 to 1701 code for a protein of 491 amino acids. Lineage: Eukaryota; Metazoa; Arthropoda; Thecostraca; Balanomorpha; Balanidae.
CAGAGAUUGGGCACAGUUACGUUUAGGGCGGCCAAGUGCGCUGCCUCUCACUCGCGUGCCUUGCGCCGCCGCUGGCGAACCGUCAGCUGACGACGAGGGUCGGCGAGCCGGGAUGCCGCGACUCGUCUCUGAUACGGCCUUGGGCGACGCUAAUGGAAUGCUGCGCACGGUUUGGUGAGAGACGGGCCACGCGCGGCUUCCCACAGUGCUGCUGGCCGCGCCGCCAUGCUGACUGUUGUGCUGAUUGUGUGCCUGGUGCUGGCUGUGCUGUGGUCACAGCGAGUGCGACGACCGCCAAACUUUCCACCAGGGCCACCGACAUUCCUGAUCUUUGGCAACCUGUACCAAACAUGGAGAACUGUAAAAGGGGACUUCAACUCCUUGAUCAAAGAAGAUCGGCAAAAAUAUGGAGACAUUUUUGGGUACGUUAUGCCAAAUAUGAAGAUUGUUCACCUCUUUAAUUAUGAACUGAUCAAAGAAUCCUGUGGCAUGCAGGAGUUUGCAGGAAGAGCUAAUAGCUUUUUAAUUCUUUACCGAAGCUUCCAGAAGAAGCUUGGAGUGAUAUUCAACGAUGGUGCUGCGUGGCAGGAGCACCGACGCUUUACUCUGCGGCAUUUGCGUGAUUUGGGUUUCGGAACUAAUUCCAUGGAGACGAUCGUUCUGGAGGAAUUCGAGCAGUUGGCCAAAGAAAUGGAGCGUGACAUGCACUCGCCGAUGAAGGUAAACCAAAGAUUCAAUGUGACGGUUCUGAACGUGCUCUGGAGACUGGUCGCCAAUAAACGCCUGGACCACGGCGACCCUGAGGCUCAGAAGCGGGUCACCGAAGUGAACGAUUUCGUUACUGUCGUUGGUCCUAGCAAUCCACUGAUCGUGGCUCCAUCUCUGCGUUUCAUCGCCCCGGAAUGGUCCGGCUUCAGCGCGCUGAAACGACACAGGGACUCUUCACUGGCCAUGUUUCAAGGGCUGAUGCAGGAGCAUCGCCAGACGCUGGACCGCGCCGCGCCUCGCGACUUCAUCGACCGCUUCCUCAUCGAAAUGGAGUCACCGGACGCGGCGGCGCGCAGCUUCACCGACGAGAGUCUCUCCAUCAUCUGCAUGGACCUGUUUCUGGCGGGCAUGGAGACCACCUCCACCUCUCUGACCUGGGCGCUGCUGCUGCUGGUGAUGCACCCGGACGUGCAGACGCGCGUGCAGCAGGAGAUUGACGCCGUGCUGGGCGUGGGCGCCGAUCGCCGUCUGCCCUCCUACAGCGACCGCGCCAACAUGCCGUACACGGAGGCCACUCUGCAGGAGGUGUCGCGACGCGCCACCGUGCUGCCGCGCGCCGUCGGCCACGCGGCGCUAGUGGACGCUCCGCUCGGCGGCUACACCGUGGCCAAGGGCUCCCUGGUGUUGAUGCACCUGGAUGCGGUCCACAUGGACCCCUCCUACUGGGGAGAUCCGGAUAACUUCCGGCCGGAGCGCUUCAUCAACGCCGACGGCACCUUCCGACGUGACGAGCGGGUCAUCCCCUUCGGCGUCGGCAAGCGGUUCUGCCUGGGGGAGACGCUGGCGCGCAUGGAGAUGUUCAUGCUGUUCACGUGCCUGCUGCAGCGGUUCCGGUUCUCGGCUGCUCCCGGGCAGAAGCUGAGCCUGGAGAGCCGCGUGGCAGCCGUUCAGCAACCGAUGGAGUUCUUGGUGAACAUCGAGGUUCGGGGCUGAACGUGUCACCUAGACCCUGACUGUUCGAUGAGAUGGUACUGGUGAGAAAGUGCGACAGUUACUACCUUGUACUUCGGUGUAACAAUGUAUUCGCUCCAUGUACAUGUAUUUUUAUGUGAUUUAUAUCAUUUGGCACAGUUCCUACUCUGUCGAUGACUAACGUCCAAUUUUUGCUGAUUGACUUGUGGUACUGCAAAGGUGCUUGCGAAGGCGGCAUUCAAUUUCAAUUUUAUAAACUUCGUUAUCUAGUCUAGAUAUAGGCAUUGACUGACAUAUUUGUAUUUUCUCAUUUCGUCCAGCUUCGAUGCAGAGCUGACAUAAUAAUAAAUAUAAUCGAUGCAUCCCGUAACCCGUUGCCCCGUGCUCGUAUCGCAUCGCGUUAACUUUUUAAUAAAAACUCAAUAUGUAUAAACA